Molecule: messenger RNA, 2192 nt
Organism: Paramormyrops kingsleyae
Lineage: Eukaryota; Metazoa; Chordata; Actinopteri; Osteoglossiformes; Mormyridae
Product: E3 ubiquitin/ISG15 ligase TRIM25
Molecular function (GO): zinc ion binding; protein binding
Source: RefSeq, a predicted model, not a curated record
CGGUUUGAUCUGCCCAGCAGUACAAGUAAUGGCUGGAAUGGGGGCUUCAAUGGAAACUCCGGCUGACGUUCCGUCCCCGAAGUGCCCCGUGUGUGGCCAUAACUGUAGGGAGCCCAGCACGCUCAGGUGCGGGCACCGUUUCUGUAAAGACUGCAUCCAGGAGUUAUGGAGCUGCUCCCCGACGGGCCCCUACUACUGUCCGGAGUGCAGGGACGAGUACAGGAAGCUACCCGCGUUUGCGAUCGAGGACGAGGAUCCGCAGCGCAACGUUACAGAACGGCCAUUUGAAUCUUCAGCCUCUCCUGCCAGCUCAGCCACCCCCAGUGGCCCCACAGUGAUCUGCCAUUACUGCCCCGCCACUGCCAAGGGGCGACCCGCGGCCAUGACCUGCCUGGUGUGCGGGGCCUCCAUGUGUGUGGAGCAUCUCCAGCCGCACCUGGAGUCGCCCGUCUUCCAGAGCCACCCGCUGGUGGAACCUCUGGCGGACAUUUCCCAGUGGCGCUGCCAGGAGCACCAGGAGAUGAACAAAAUCUUCUGCCGUGAUUGCGGCACCUGCGUGUGCACCGUGUGCACCGUGAUCGGGGCCCACCGCGGCCAUACCUGCAUCGGUGUCUCUGAGGCGGAGAAGGAGCUGAGGGAGAAGUUGAAAAGUCAGCUGAAGAAAGCGCAGGAACAGGAGAUAGCAGUGCAAGACAUCGUUGAUUUGCUCACAGAGAAGAAGGAGGGUGUUCAGCUGCUUCUGGGCAGCACCAGAAGCAGGGUGCAGGAGCAGUACGCGGCCAUGCGAGAAGCUCUGGAGCUGGAGGAGCUGCAGGCCAUGCAGAGCUUGAACCGGGAGGAGAGCUGGGUGAUGGGCUGCAUCGGGCAUCAGCUGAGGCUCCAGACGGACCUCCUGAAGGGCGUUCAGCUUGCUGCGAGCAGACUGGAGAAGCUGAUGGAUGACAAGGAAAGGUCCCGCAUACAAGACCAGGCAUUCAUCACGGAGUACAACAAGAUAACAAAAAGCCUGAGCGGAGCCCCCGGCCCGGCAGAGGACUCCGAGCCUGACGGAGUGGACCGGCACCGGCUGCAGCAGUUACAGGGCUGGGCGGCGCAGAGGCUCGGCCAGGUGACCCUGUCGAUGCCCAACAGGGAUGCUCUGCGUCUGCUCUAUGGGACCAUUCCGUCUCUGAACCCAGAUACAGCUCAUCCGAAACUGGUGCUGUCUGAGAAGAACAGGACGGUGACGUACAGCGAGGAGCCGCAGCCGUACCCCGAACUCGCGGCCCGCUUUAGCGUCUUCCCGCAGGUGCUGGGCAGCCGGUGUCACGAAGCGGGCCGUGUGUACUGGGAGGUUGAGGUCUCCAGCGAGGGCCGCUGGAAGGUGGGAGUUUGCGAGGCCCUGAUCGAGCGGAAGGGAUCCGACAACAGCAGCCGACUGGGAUACAACCCCCACUCCUGGUGUCUGUUUGGGGAGCGGAAUAAGGUGGAGGUCCUGCACGACACGGAGGCCACCCCCCUCGGGGUCAGCACUCCCCAGAGGGUCGGGCUUUUCCUGGAUCUGGAAGCGGGCUCCCUGUCCUUCUACAGUGUCGCCGAGGGUGGUGACCUAACCCUACUGCACAGCUCCCAGCACUCGUUCACCCAGCCGCUCUACCCCGCGCUGGCGGUCUCCAAGACACAGCUCAGCUUCUGCAAUCUGUUCCAGCCGACUGAUGACGCCUAGAAGCCAAGGCUGCACUAAGGCAAAAACUGCGAAGCCGCGGCUGCAUUUUGUGUCACGCAAACUACAGAACAUUUGGAAAAGGGAUAUGAGGUGAAAUAAUUUUGAGGGCAAUACUGUGUUGUUUUUAAUCAUAAUCUUCAUGGUUCAUCAGCUAUACUAUUUCUGGAGGUAAAAAGCACAAGACAUAUGACUUAAUUACAUAAUUACGUAAAUCAUUUAUGUAAUUAUGUAAAUAAUAUAUGACAGAUUUGACUGAUUUUACAUAAUCCAUUUAGUAAGCAAGUCACAGUAAAUCUAUACUUUGAAGUUUUUUCAUACCUUUUUAGCUUUACACAUCAAAAAUGCUAAUUCAUCCAGUAAAUUUUUUUAGGGAUUUAAUUUCAUGUUGCUGAUCUUGAAUUAUUGCAAUAAUGAACUGGACUCCUUAUUUGCACUGAAUGAUCUGUUCCACGAGGUCAUGGUUUUCAUUAAAAACCUUUGAACUUCA